AUGAAUAACGUCCGAACGCCUUCGCUAGAAAUAGUAAAUCCGAGACGCUUCAAAUCCUCGGCAGUGAAGAUAGUCCAAGAUUGCAAGUCACGCGAGAGAACAGCGUUUGCGCUGUCUUCGUCGUUGAGUGUCCUGAAGUUUAAUAUUCACAAGGACAGCGCAAAAGGUGCGGAAGGGAUAUGGAACGUCAAGUGCACUGGAACCGCUUUGGAGGCGUUUGAACAGGUAUGUUCAUUGCGUAUGACCCCAGGAAGCAUAGGAGUCACAGAUUUCGUGGUUUACGACUUCGAUGCGAAGAAGCUUGUCUGGCGUUCUUAUGAAACAAUCGAGAGCCUUCGAUCAAAGAUUUCAAAGGUAUUUGAAGUGCUCGGCAAAAUCCGUCCGUCUCCUCUGGGCUGGGCUCUCUACGAUGUGGACUUCGAAGAUUAUAAAGGCUCGUGCAGCAAGGACUUUUCUCGCAGCCAAUUAGACACCAGUCGUAUUCGCUGGCUUAAAGAUUUCCUUCUUAAUUCAUCGAGUGCGCCACACGCCACGAAGAAGCGUCGAUGAAGUAAACUUCUACCGAGAAGCUUUUGCUGUUGUGACAAUAUCUGUUCAUUGGACGACGCACAAAUAUUAUCAUAAUAAAUAUACUUGAAAGAA
Ornithodoros turicata is the source of this 642-nucleotide messenger RNA. RefSeq lists its product as uncharacterized. The record is from RefSeq and is a predicted model, not a curated record. The coding region runs from base 1 to 549 and encodes 182 amino acids. Lineage: Eukaryota; Metazoa; Arthropoda; Arachnida; Ixodida; Argasidae. The transcript is spliced from 4 exons.